Aplosporella prunicola CBS 121167 is the source of this 804-nucleotide messenger RNA. RefSeq lists its product as uncharacterized. The transcript has 3 exons. NCBI's taxonomy places the organism in Eukaryota, Fungi, Ascomycota, Dothideomycetes, Botryosphaeriales, Aplosporellaceae. The record is from RefSeq and is a predicted model, not a curated record. Bases 78 to 731 code for a protein of 217 amino acids.
UGCUGAACAUUUUGUCUGCUGCUCGGAGGACUACUGUACUAUCGCUGCAAUCUUACCUUCACACUUCAAUUCACAACAUGCCUCUCAAGGUACUCCCCAUUGGGCCUUCCGAUAUUGAUGAUUUUGUCCGCCUUCAUUACGAGGCUUUUCGUCCAUGGCCGGCCAUUGGCAGCUGUAUUUGGGCGAGAGACCUAGGACCUGAAAGUAGAUCGAUUCAUGCCAACCGCUUCCGACAGGCCUUGGAAGACAAAGAAACACGAAUGAUGAAAGUCGUUGAUACAGAGACGGGGGAGACGAUAGCCGCCGCCAAGUGGGCAUUUUAUGACCAUGAGAGAACACAGGAAGAGCUCGAGAAGUCUCUCGUAGUCCCUGAGCCUGUUCCCGAUGCCAAUCCGGAGGCAUUGAAGGCCAUGAUGGGGAUGUUGUACUCGGCGAGAAGAGAGGUCAUGGGCACAAGGCCGUACUAUCUCCUUCACCUGUUGGUUACGGAUCGAAAACACUACCGCCGGGGGGCUGCCGGCAUGCUGUUGCAAUGGGGCAUGGAGUGCGCCGAUGCAGCUGGCCUGGAAUGUUACCUCGAGGGCUCGGAGAUGGGCCGGCCGCUGUAUGAGAGGAAUGGCUUUGUGCCCAUCAAGGAUUUGCCCUUUGACAUGUCCAAGUACGGCGGAAAGGGUGUCAAUACUCACACGUGCAUGAUCCGGCAACCUAGGACGCCUGGAAGCUCGGCAUAGCUCCUGAAGGUGGGGGAAGGUAGCGUCGCAAUUUAGACAGGAAAGAUCGCUAGGCAAUAGAAUGUAUUUAUAG